Molecule: messenger RNA, 704 nt
Organism: Spizellomyces punctatus DAOM BR117
Lineage: Eukaryota; Fungi; Chytridiomycota; Chytridiomycetes; Spizellomycetales; Spizellomycetaceae
Exons: 5
Coding region: 43-630 (195 amino acids)
Molecular function (GO): calcium ion binding
Source: RefSeq, a predicted model, not a curated record
UUUGCAUGUCCCUGGAGAAAAAAUAGCAUAGACCAUUUUACCAUGCAUGCACGGUCUCACGGUACUCCCGGUAAUCGAAAAGGAAUGUCAUUCGCCGAAGCUCAUAAGCCUGUCUCGCGGAUAGUGUUUGACAAGUACGAUGUUGAUGGGUCGGGAACCAUCAGUGUCAGCGAGUUUAGGAAACUAUGCUACGACAUGGGAUACUUUUUGUCAGACCUGGAACUAGGUAUGGCCAUCCGGCUAUUGGAUAGCGAUGGGAACGGGGAGAUUAGUUAUGGGGAAUUUAUCAAGUGGUGGCAACAGGAACAUCGAUUCAAAACCUUACAGCUCUCCCCACAAGAGUUGGCUGACUUGACACAAAUCUCAACAGACUUUCAACGAUUCGACAAGGACCAAAGUGGAUGCAUUGACGUUCGCGAAUUCCGUCUACUCUAUGCUGACCUCGUUAGACGGGGAAUGACCAAAAAAACACUUGCGGGAACACUGGAGGAACUAGAUAAUAACCGAGAUGGCAAAGUUUCUUUCAACGAAUACGUUGAUUGGGUUCUUGGACAACGACGUACCACCGAACAACCGCCUCAUCGGUCCCAACAACAGGUUCCCGCUCGACAAGGAGAGUCGUCACAAUAGGGGACAGUAGUCUUGUGUAUUUUUAUUAGCCAUAUCCUGGAUACGCGUGAAUAGAAAAACUUUUGGAAAAAGCA